Gongylonema pulchrum is the source of this 771-nucleotide messenger RNA. The record is from the annotation of a GenBank genome assembly. NCBI's taxonomy places the organism in Eukaryota, Metazoa, Nematoda, Chromadorea, Rhabditida, Gongylonematidae.
AUGAUAUAUGAGGUCGAUCUCUUCGACCUCAUAAAUUCUUUCACUGCAUUCGCCGCAACGCAUUGCGCCUCCCUUCCACGAGAAUCGCUGGAUUGGGCCACUCUACCAUCGCAUCCGCCACCGAUCAUCGAGCAUGGCCAUUCCAAUCAAACUCUGAUGGUUGGCGCUGCGGCAAUAUUACCAUGUAAAGCAAGCGGGCGCAGCACACCACAAAUCAGCUGGUUGAAAAGUGGCGAGCAGAUCGAUCUGGAUGGGCCAGAAUAUGAGGCACGUUUCAAGCAACUCGAGCACACCAAUCCAUCAGUAACGUUCAGCCGUAUGCCGGACGUCUCAACAUUUCCAUCAGCGCCUGGUAAACCAUCAUUUCGUAAUGUGACCGAAGAUGGGGUCGAUCUGGAAUGGACUGCUCCAGAAAGCAAUGGCGCUGCCUUGGUGAACGGCUAUCUUCUGCAGUAUUUCAGUCCAGAAAUGGGCGAGACAUGGUUUAAUGUUCCGGAUUACAUAUCCGGUCCGAGGUACCGUGUGGAAAACUUGAAACCACUUCAUUCCUAUGUGUUCAUUGUUCGGGCGGAAAAUUCUCAGGGUAUCGGGCCACCAUCGCCAAUGAGCGAUGCAAUCAGGACGAAGCCACGGAAAGAAGAAAGCGAACGUCAGCGUGCCAAUGCGAAUAUGGACUUGGAUAUUGCCAGGCAGCGAAUUGCAUCCGAGCAGUUGAUAAAGUUGGAGGAGGCACGAACAAUCAACGCAACGGCUGUAAAAUUAACUUGGAAA